Messenger RNA from Argentina anserina (silverweed cinquefoil), 936 nucleotides. RefSeq names its product 60S ribosomal protein L5, mitochondrial. Bases 119 to 748 code for a protein of 209 amino acids. Lineage: Eukaryota; Viridiplantae; Streptophyta; Magnoliopsida; Rosales; Rosaceae. The transcript is spliced from 3 exons. The record is from RefSeq and is a predicted model, not a curated record. Gene Ontology annotation, cellular component: cytosolic large ribosomal subunit; ribosome. Gene Ontology annotation, biological process: translation. Gene Ontology annotation, molecular function: RNA binding; structural constituent of ribosome.
CGCAGCUCGACUCCCUCUCUUCACUUCAGUCUCCUCCUCCUCUUUCACUCUCUCUGCAACUCCGUUGAUCUCAAACCCUAACCCUCAUCCGCCGAUUCAAUUUCCCCUCAAAUCAAAAAUGGCGAGGAGAUCCGGACUCUUGCUACGCCAAUUCCUCGGCAAUCUUUCCCCCAAUUCUCCCCAAACCCUAACCCUAAAUUCAAUCCCCUCCGCCGCCAAAUCCUUCUCCACCUUCCCUCUCGAUUUCCACUACGAAGACGUAUUGCGUCAGGACAUGCUUCUCAAGAUGAACUACGACAACGUCAUGCAGGUCCCCCGCCUCUCCGAGCUGAAGCUUCUCUCCAAGUCGCCGGAGAUCGGGAAGAUCGCGAUGGAGAUUUCCGGCGGGCAGAAGUUUCUGACGCAGAAGGAUAAGGAUUUGACGGCGAAGGGUUUCAGAGGCGCCAAUGUCGUCAGCGACCGUUCUCGGCAGACCACUCUCCGGGGGAUCGGAAUGUCUAAUUUUCUGGUGAGGAGCUUGACGGUGAUGUCGCUCUUGUCGUCUCCGGUUCAAAUUAAGAAGAAUUUUAUUCAGUUUUCGAUGGAGACGGAGUUCAUUGAGUCCUCGCCGGAGCUGGAGGACCAUUUCGAGAUAUUCGAACAUGUUAAAGAGUUUAAUGUGACUGUUGUCACUUCGGCGGCGACGAAAGAGGAGGCUUCACUGCUGUGGAGUGGCUUUUUGCAAAAGGAUGAGGUAGCUGAUUUAUAGAGAAGUAGGUCGAAUGAUCGGUGAGCAUUCAUAAGGAUUCUUGCCUUGAUACAGAGAAGUCAGUCUGUUUGUUAACUUGAAACUAUGAGGCAGUGGAGAUUUAGUUGAGAGGGCUAGUUAUAGUUGGCUUUGUAAGAUUCAGAUGGUCCAAGGCUUUUAGCACAGAUGGUAAUAUAUAUUGCUUUCUA